AAUAAAAAUAUAAAAGUAGAAUCCGAUAUCAGUGUAUCUAGCAAAGUAUCUAGCAAACCACUAUUUUGAUUCCUAAAAAACCUCUCAAUUUUUCCCUUCAAAAUUUCUCAUCAGUUUCAGUACUCGUUUGCCUCAUAAUCUGCAACAUUUACAAAACGUGCUUUUUGGUAAAAGCUCAGUUGGUACACUGAGAAAGAAUAUGAGUGACCCUUCAUCGCAAGGUUGCAGCUUUAUCCCUUCAAGAUCGUGGGCUGUGACUAAUUCUGCAGUUUGGUGUGGUUGGUGUUGGAAUUCUAACAAGGGUGCAUGUAGGGUUUCCUUUGGAUCCUAUCUUCCUUGAAGGGUUAAUUUUUGCAACCUUUGAUUGUUUGAGUUUGUUGUGAAAUUGUGCUGAAUUUUCUUGACUUGAUAAGACUCUUGUGGAGAUUUUGUUGUUGUAGGUGUUGGUAAAGAAAUGCAGAAAGGAAAGAAAUCAAUGGAGAUGGAUUUCUUCUCGGAAUAUGGUGAUGCCAACCGGUAUAAAAUUCAAGAAGUAAUUGGCAAAGGUAGUUAUGGUGUUGUUUGUUCAGCCGUUGACACUCAUACGGGUGAAAGCGUUGCAAUUAAAAAGGUUCAUGGCAUCUUUGAGCAUAUAUCCGAUGCUGCACGUAUUCUUCGUGAGAUAAAGCUUCUCAGACUUCUUCGACAUCCCGAUAUCGUUGAAAUUAAGCACAUUAUGUUGCCUCCUUCAAGCAAAGACUUCAAAGAUAUUUAUGUUGUUUUUGAGCUUUUGGAGUCUGAUCUGCAUCAAGUCAUUAGAGCCAAUGCCGACUUAACAAAAGAGCACUAUCAGUUUUUUCUUUACCAAUUACUUCGAGCUUUGAAGUAUAUUCACACCGCAAAUGUGUAUCAUCGAGACUUGAAGCCAAAGAAUAUACUGGCCAAUGCAAACUGUAAACUUAAAAUCUGUGAUUUUGGGUUAGCUAGAGUUGCUUUCAGCGACACUCCAACAACUGUAUUUUGGACGGAUUAUGUUGCUACAAGGUGGUAUAGAGCACCAGAGCUCUGUGGAUCGUUUUACUCAAAGUAUACUCCGGCAAUUGAUAUUUGGAGUAUCGGAUGCAUCUUUGCCGAAGUAUUAAUCGGAAAACCACUUUUUCCUGGAAAAAGUGUUGUCCAUCAGUUGGAUCUAAUAACGGAUUUGCUUGGGACCCCCUCACUCGAUGCUAUAUCUCGGGUACGCAACGAUAAAGCAAGGAGAUACUUAACAAGUAUGAGGAAAAAACAGCCUGUAUCAUUUGCACAAAAAUUUCCCAAUGCGGAUCCUUUAUCACUACGACUACUCGAAAGGUUGCUUGCCUUUGAUCCAAAAGACCGGCCUACUGCCGAAGAGGCAUUAGCUCAUCCUUACUUCAACGGACUGGCAAAAAUUGAAAGGGAACCAUCCUGCCAGCCGAUUACACAAAUGGAAUUUGAAUUUGAAAAGAGAAGAGUAACAAAGGGAGAAAUUCGAGAUUUAAUUUUCCAUGAGAUUCUCGAGUAUCAUCCUCAACUAAAUGGAACAGAGAAGACUAAUUUUCUUUAUCCAAGUGCUGUUGAUCAAUUCGAAAAGCAGUUCACUCAUCUCGAGGAAACUGAUGGUAAAAGUGAUCCAGUUGUGCCACUCGAAAGAAAACACGCAUCACUUCCGAGGUCAACAACAGUACAUUCAAAUAUUGUUUCUAGCAAAAACCGGCAAACAACGGAAGAGAAUAGUACUAGUUACGCAGAAUCCAACAACAUUCGGGGACUGCAAAUAAUUCCAUUGGACACACCUGGUAAAGUUGUUAGACCACUUGUUCGGUUCGGGCAUGAGAGUAUUGUCACCGAUUCAUAUGAUUCCAGGACGUCAAUGAGAGGCAAAACAUAUCCAGCAAUGUUGAAUCAAAACCGAAAUAGCAUCAGAUUUAACCACAAGUAUUGAUACCAACACAAAACAAAGAUAGAACAAGAUGAUUGAAUAGCCAUUGACACCAACACAAACCUCAUGCUCGGAUUGAAAGGAUGGACCUGUUCAUGACAAGGAUGUUCUAGAAGGUUUUCUUGUGAAUAGUUUGGCCAAAUAAAGAAAUUCCUAUGCAGGAAAAAAAAACAAAGGCUCUUUAUAGUGGAGAAGGUGUAGUCUCUGCCAUGGAUUAAUUAGUGCUUCCCCUCAUAGAGCCAGUUUUUUCUUUUCAUAUACUGUAAAACUUUGGUUACAUCUAUCAAUAAAUUGUAGUUCUAAGUUCAAUCCACAA
This is a messenger RNA of Lathyrus oleraceus (garden pea), 2255 nucleotides long. Its product is annotated as mitogen-activated protein kinase 20. Gene Ontology annotation, biological process: protein phosphorylation. Lineage: Eukaryota; Viridiplantae; Streptophyta; Magnoliopsida; Fabales; Fabaceae. The record is from RefSeq and is a predicted model, not a curated record. The coding region runs from base 455 to 1942 and encodes 495 amino acids. Gene Ontology annotation, molecular function: MAP kinase activity; ATP binding. The transcript is spliced from 11 exons.